AUGACACCAGCGGUGCUUCCAGCCGCCUCGCCGACAACGAGCUCUGCGCAGGACUUGCCGUCUUCCACUUCAUGCGUGCCGCGUCCUGUGCCGGUGGUCGAACUCAGCCCGCUGAUCUUGCGUGUGCUCCUGUGGUGGGCUGGCCGUCCUCAGCUGCCGUCGCGGCGGAGCGGGCACGCUGCCAAGGUCGAACGACAGAAUACCUACAGCAACCCCAUCAAUCGCCAGAGCGUGGGCGACAGGUCGACGAGCGAGUUAUGUGCUGACAGUCGCGCCACUUUGCACUCGUCGCCCAGGGACAACGGUGACAGCGGCAAUCUGCCACCACAGCAGCAGGACGAUGCCAUGAGUGCGCAGCAGCUGCGGCUGCGCAUCGCCGACAUCUUCGCCCUGCUGUGCCGCCGCGACGGUGGGGUGGCUGUGUCCGACGCGCUCCUGUACGGUCGUUGCCACGAUGCCUCCGAGCUUGCGGCGCAGCGCUGCCACCUUGUGUUCAGCGGCUUCUCCGAUGCACGCUGGAGGGCGGCGACGGCACUGGCCCUGACUUCACCCAAAACCUUCGUUACCGCCGUGGAGCUGGCGGUGAUCGAGACCUCUGCCUCAUCUGAUGCUGAACACGGCGGUGCAAGUGUGCGCAGUGGUACGUACAACGUGAGCCAAGUGCUGUGCGCGCUGGUGGACCUGCACACAUCUGCCACUCGACGCUCUCAGCCGAAACCGUCUCCGCACCUCACAACAGACACGAACCUGGAGUCCGACGUGAUUGCGACAGGUGUGCUGCUCCGCGCUCUGCUCCGCUGCCCACCACUCCACAAGAGACUCGUGCGACUGUUUAGUGGCGACGCGCGCGCAAGAGAACCGCGACGCCAUAGGCGAGGGGCCUCAGCUGUCGCAGUGACGCCGCUGCCUGCGGCGUCCGUGAAGUCCCCAGAAGAGGUUGAACCGGGGUCGUCCUCGACUGUAGUCUUGAAAGCGGCGGACACUUGCAGAGAGCUCGAUAUCUUCUUGCCCGCCCUCACUCACGCAUCACCGAUCGUGUCGGCCGAGUCGUGGCAAACGUUGACGAUGCUGCUGUUUCCCUCCUCGACUGCCACCGUCAGCUCUGCAAUGCGACGACUGCUGCUGUUGACGCCGGCGUGCCCGGUGCAGCGCCUCCUUGCAGCCGCGUUGACACUCCCUGGAGACGACAAUGACGCCACACGUGCGAGUAGGCCAUCGACGCCGCAGCCCGCCUUGCUCUCGUCUUCCCAUCCUAUGGCACGCAACAACGCACUGCGACUCCUCCACGUACUGUGCUCCUCGAGCGAUCUGCCGCCGGGCCUCCAGUCGCUCUUUCAACAGUGCCCCGCGCUACUGUGGCGGGUGCUGCGCCUGGCCGCUGCGGUCUGCAAAGGAGUAGCCGUUGCCCAUGCCGCGCUGGUGCGGCGCGUCCUUGUCGACUACAUCAUGCUAUGUGCUCCACAGUCUAGCUGUAGUGGAAGCGGCGGUGUCGACCUGCGCAACGACUCCAGCGUCUCCACCCAGGUGCUUCUGCGCGAAAACAAGGAUGCUGUCGCCCGCUUCUUGGCGUCGACGUACGCAGCGUGGGGUGGUGGUGUCAGAGUGCCGGAGGACAGUGGGGGUGACUUGGCUGGCGCCGCCGCUCCUGCAGCCUCGGAGAAUGCCUACGACGAGGGACACCUAAUGACGGUCCUGAACACGCUGUGA
This is a messenger RNA of Leishmania mexicana MHOM/GT/2001/U1103, 1707 nucleotides long. RefSeq lists its product as hypothetical. The transcript has a single exon. The record is from RefSeq and is a predicted model, not a curated record. Bases 1 to 1707 code for a protein of 568 amino acids. Lineage: Eukaryota; Euglenozoa; Kinetoplastea; Trypanosomatida; Trypanosomatidae.